AUGUUUAGCUACUAUUUAGCAGUAAAACAAGAACUUGUAAUAGUUGAAUAUGUAGAAGGUUCUGUUGACUAUAUUAGAUGGAAAACUAAAAAAGGUAAAAGUAAAUCAACAAAUUGUCUUGAUAAUAUUCUACAACUUACUAAAAAUAGAAAUGCUAAAUUCAACAAAUAUAUGCAGAAAAUGAGGAUGAUAUUUAUGUUUGGUGAUGGACCUGAUUUUGUUUUAGUGAAGGCAGCUGUCAAAGAUUAUGUAGUGGAAUCAGCAAAUGUAUAG
Messenger RNA from Scutellospora calospora, 273 nucleotides. The record is from the annotation of a GenBank genome assembly. NCBI's taxonomy places the organism in Eukaryota, Fungi, Glomeromycota, Glomeromycetes, Diversisporales, Gigasporaceae.